GCGCACGAACCAUUAUUUUGAAAUUCAUCAUGCGCAGUCCCGACCAACAUGGCGGGCCAAGUGUCAUAAAUUUUUAUUCUUUUGCAAUUUUGUGCACACAAGAAGACGCCGUGGCCCAGCCUGGAGUGUUCCUAUGCUAGAUUUGGGCGUGUUUCGGCGGUUUUUCGGCGGAAGAUGCCCGUGCUGCUAAUGCUGUUAGUUUUCCUGCUGCAAGAUGUCCUGCUAGCCGAAGAUUGCGGGAGGUUCACGGAAGCUCUGGGCGAUUUCUCUAUCCGUGCGGAGGAGUUCAGCCGGUUAGGAUAUAGCAAGUGCUCGGUACAGAUCGUGGCACCGCAGAACAAGACCAUCGAGCUGAGUAUAACCAGGCUCCAAGGCUUCCCCGUUGUAAAUAUUACAAACCCCCUCGCCCAGUGCCUCCCCAGAUUAGAAGUCCGAGAAAAGGGCUUGCUUGGUGAUGUUGGCCUUGUAUACAGCAUAUGCAAUGGACUCGAAGAAGACAGCAUUCCUUUGAAUAUACGCUCUACCAAGCACCAUAUUAUCCUGGACUUUUUGUGGGACUCCUCAGUCGACAGUAGUUUUCAAGCAAGAUACUCUUUUCAAGACAGUACACAAGUGGAAGGGGAAAAGGACACAUUUGAAGAGCAAGUGACAUGCGCGUUCCAGUGCAGUGACAACCAAUGCCUUCCCACUAUGCAGUUGGUGUGCAACGGCAGAAAAGACUGUCAAGAUAAUUCUGAUGAAAAAGACUGCCAGAUGAACAGUGCCAGCCUAGCAGACACACAAAAUACGGAGUUUAUCCAGAUCAUCCUCAUCGUUGUAGCGGUGACCGUGACUGUCGCAGUGAUUAGCUGCAUCUUCAACCAUUACAAGCGUGCAAGAAAUUCUUGGAUGGAACGCCGAAGUCAGAGAGAACGGGUACUGUACAGUCCUCGGACCAGGAGAGAACGGGAGCGGCUAGCGCGGCAGGAAUCAUUACAACGUCAGACACUAACCAUACAGCAGCAGCCGAGAUUCCACUUUCCACACUCGGACAUCGACCUGCCGCCGGCCAUCCAGCUGUCCGAUGGGGAGGAGCACCCGCCCUACACAGACCAGAGACACUUACAGCUGAGAAACCCCGACCAGCAGCGGGAGUUAGAACGCGAAUCUGUGCAACCGCCCCCCAAUAGAACUAUAUUUGAUCGGCCCGACUUUCCUCUCUACGACACGGGACAAUUCCCGGGCCCUCCGAGCCACCACAGUGGGACUCACACGAGAACACAGUAUGGGAGUACAAAUUCGUCGUACGGCGACCCCCCGCCGCGGUAUAGUGAGGUCGUUUCCAGUCCUCAGAAGUACGAGGUCAAAAGUGGAGCUGCCGGGUCGGGAAAAGUAUGACACGAUGCGUCGCGGGCAGUUGAUGUCAUCCUCUGCUCGGUCUACUCUGUCAGCUUUCCACGCACGUGAUGCCAAAAUCACGCUAAUGACUGUUUACGUCGAGGCUAAGUGAUAGGGGUAUACACAUACAAAUCCUGUCCGUAUACCAGCCAGUAUUCUCCUUUCGACUGGAAGUGCAGUGCGCUGUCUUUACGUUGGACUUACACCGUCAUGGAAGUCUCAAAGCCACUCCAUGAUAAGCCGAGUACAGUAGAUUCCAUUCUCGUCCUUUCUAUACAACAGCGUUCUUCCUUAUUAAGUUCACACACACACACACACAUCCACCCUGCCCCUAAUAUUGCUGCCUCUAUUCCUGGUGCUUUUCUUGGGUUAUAAGUUGUAUUUUUGCUGUUGAUGGUGCUCACAAGGAAGAGUGUUGUACAUAUGGUGGAUAUGUACCCAAAGGGUAAAGGCUUUUUUAAGACAACAUAUCAAGUCCCUUGGGGUAGCAAGUAGGAAGUGCUCUGUGCCAACCCUAGAGGGGUAACUGCCUCCGUCAUCCCACCCCAGCCAAGGAAUCACUCUCCCUUGCCCCCGGCCGAGAUCCAAGGCGAAAAAAAAAAGUUUUAAAAAAGAAAAGUCAUUUUUCCCUUACUGUGAGGUAGAACUGGGAUAUUUUGUUGUGCCUGAGAAGUGUGAUUAGUGUAAUAUGGCCAACUGCAUACGUUACAUAGAAUGCAUUUCGUUUUUUCAUGAGACCCCCCCCCCCCCCCCUUCCCUCUCCCCCUUCCCCAUUUCAUUGGAAAACUCUCUCCGACCACUUCUUUCAGAUUCCAUUAGUGUGCUUCGUGAAUGAUUUGUAUCAAUGGUUCCUCGUUCUAAUCUGCCAACGCACAAAUGCUGACAGCAAUAUACGGUGUAUUUGCUGUUGCCUGGGAUGCCUGAUUGUUUGAUCGUACUGAAGCUGCAUAGAAUAGGAUCUGUAGGAUAGGCCCCUCCGGUGUGCUGUAGGGGAAAGCAUCACUGCCAUGUGUAUGGUACAGUUUGUGUAUGUUCGUACUAAGUAAAUCUGGAAGCACCUGUCCUUGUGUGAAUCAUUUCAAGGCUGCUGAAAAGGUAUUUACCUUUUACAAAAAGAAAAAAAAAAGCUGAGAAUGCUUUUAAAAAAGUUGCACAAGAACAGUACGAAAAUUAUUUAGCGAGAACAAUUAUUAUAACACUGGACAUUCAGUUGGAAUGGCUGCAGAAAUGCUGUUUACUUCACACUGCCAAAUGGGAGAUUCCACAACUACGAUACAGAUAUGCAGGGGGGAACGCUUCCCAGGUGGAAUGUACCACUCCUGGGAGGGGGGUGUUGGGUGGUGAGGGAUAAAGCUUGGCUUGCUCUUUGCAGUUUGAUAUUGCCAUAAAAGAUGAAAACAGAAUGAUGUGAAUUUUAAUGAAAAAAGGAGUGACUGUAAACAUCACACUUUUCUAUAGGGGGUACUUUCUGUGGUGGGAUGAGGGCAGCUCCCCUCAGGAUGUCUGCUAAGGAGCAAAGGUCAUGACCUCUGACCUUGAGCCUGUGCCUGAUCCUACCCACAGUUGCAAUGUGUAUCAGCUUAUAGAUAUCUUUAUUUUAUUUGGAACGAAACAAGUGAAAAGUCCUGUGCUUACGUCAAACUGAACUUUUUGGCACAUUUAAUGACAUUGAAUGUGUACUUAUCAUUGUUUGGCAUCAAAAUUUGACCUAAAAGUUUUUUUCCCCUUUGAUUGAAAUAUGGAAAAAGGGCAUUUUUUUAACUAAUUCCAUUUGUAUCUGGAAGAGUCCCACCAACCACUGGUCCCAGCAUGUCCACCUGUAUAUUGUAUGUCCUUGUGGGUAACAUUUGGCACUGUGCAAGCGUGACUGCUCGCCGUUUCCUGCUUUUGUCUGCGGACACGUUUCUGGGUCGGAACCAACGACGAUAACUGGUGCAAACCGGUUUCAACUGGUGCAAGCCAGUUUCCUCUGACCCAGGAGCAAGAAAAAAAAAAACACGAAAACCUGAAACCAGCAUAGUUAACAUUUAGAUCUUGCAAUGGUGUUGUGUAUGCACAAUUGUUCUCGCUGUGAAAAGAAAACGACACGCGGCCGCGCGUGUCUCUAAGCUUAUGACAAUCCAAGGGGCCUGUUGAUUAUAAAGUUGCGAACUUUGCAAUACAGCACUGAAACUGAAGAACUCAGCUACUGCUUAUCCUGAAGAACUCGAUGUGCAAAGUAUGAUUUGCCUUACAUGUUACUCGAACUGAAAGAAGUGGUAUACUGGUACUGGAUGGCCAAAAUUGUCAGUUUUUACAAGAGCAACCAAAAAGUCUUUGAUACUCCACUUGAUCCUAGGUUAGUUUUCAUUGAAAUGUUGAAUAUCAAUUUUAUAAUGUUGAAUAUUUUAAGUGUAGUUGAAUUAGUGGACGCUUUAUUCACCAGGAAGCUAGCGGACUCUCAACCCCGAACUGUAAGAUAAAAUUGUAGCUAAGACCUGACGACUGAGUGAAAAUAAAAAUCUUAAAAUUUUUAUGUACACUGAUGUAAAAUAUUUUGCUGAAAGCAAACACGAAGCUUGUAUAUGUCAAUUGUAUUUGUAAAAUAUAUCUGAAGUCUGAAAGGCUUUGUAGCUUAAGUAAGUGGUGUAUAUUUUUUCCUUUUGUAAAAAUGCUUCCAUGAUAUAUGUACAAUUUUUUGUCAAUAGGUGGAACUUGUGCCUCCUUCUUUCCUUUGAGCAGUUGUGGAGUCACUUCCGCUGCCCUCACUCUCUCUAACUCUCUCUAACUGUCCUGUAACUUCCUUCCCUGACUUCCUGUUCUCUCGGUGCUCCAUGUAUUUUAUAUUCUAAUUAGUUCUCUAUCAGUACUGUAUGGGUGUGUUAGUGGUGAAGUUGUUGAGACCUACAAAAGUAGACCUAUAACGUUUUCACCUAUGUAAUAGGUUCCGCUUACACUUCGGGGUUUUGAGCUCUUACCGUUGUUUGUUUAACAUUGUCUCAUAGGUAUAAACAAGACGAAGACAGAUGAUGAUUAUUCGAAAAUUUUUAUUGUAUUAAUAAUAUUUGUUCCAUUCAUUGGCAUUGACGGCUCGAUAGUGUGACUAUGGCUCAAUGCCUGUUCCUUAAACAAAGUCUAGCUCCCACCUCUGGAGGAGUGCAGCCAUGUUGACUGUGUUGUCGUAGUAGUCUACUGGGUGACGUUACGAGAUGAGUUCAAGACUGUGUAUACACUAUUUAUCCUUGGAAACCUUGCACUGAUGCACUGGUGCCAGACGCAGACAAAACAAAACUGUUACCAACCCAUUUACAACAACUUACUGCCUUGAAAUACCUUUCACAGGCCCCCCUCCUGCAAGUAGUUUUCUGGCCAAGUCUCAAUAUCUCCAUACUUUGCCAGGUGCCAAGUUGACAAGAAACACUAACAUCUUGUUGUAUUGUCAGUCCAAAACGGCAGGCUGAAGAUAUAUAUAUACUUUAAUCGGUUCGCCACAACACGUUCGCAUACGUCCAAAAAUCUUUAAAUGCUGCUCGAAAGAAUCUUCAUGAAGGGGGACCACUGGUGUUUCAGAUACCAGCACACAGUUGGUAUACACAGUAAGGUGUUUUUGAGGGUUGAACACAUAUUGUAUGGCCUUUAAAAUGGACUGUAUUGAAGUUGGCGGGUGUAUGGCAAGUUCCAUGGACCUCUUGCACAGCAAUAUCACACGUUUUUGUCCGAAAUUUAUGGACUAAAAAUUAGGUAAGGAAAGAUUGGGCAGUUUGACACUGGGUGUUGUAUGUUAUUAGCCAGGAUUUCAUGUUUCUUUUUCUUUUUUUUUUACAACAAUCCAGGCAUAUAAUAUGUAGAAAACAGUUUUGAAACAGAUCAGUUCCAGUCACUGAGUCCGUUGUGUAAAACACCCUUUGUUAACUGUGAUAUUUUUCCUGUGAUGUUCUAGCGUAAAUGGUGCUUUACUCUGCUGUGGCUGUAUGAAUGAAUGGCAGCACAUAGCAUAGGCAAUAAAAAAAAUAACUACCGACUGUGAGCUACAGUAGAGGCGCUUGGAAACUCGAUCUGCUGCCCUCCCCCAUUGGUUAUCAGACUUUUUGUCGUUGCAUAUAGACGAACAUGAGACAUUGUGAAAAGCGUGCCUCGCGGACCUAGCAUGUAUGUUGUCAGGUGCGAUCAGCCCCACCUCAGAGCCAGGACUUGGAUGUACAUGCUGAGUUAAUAAAAUGGUACUAAGUUUUGUA
Messenger RNA from Branchiostoma floridae (Florida lancelet), 5591 nucleotides. RefSeq names its product low-density lipoprotein receptor class A domain-containing protein 4-like. Gene Ontology annotation, molecular function: R-SMAD binding. The record is from RefSeq and is a predicted model, not a curated record. Gene Ontology annotation, biological process: negative regulation of transforming growth factor beta receptor signaling pathway. The transcript is spliced from 6 exons. The coding region runs from base 175 to 1377 and encodes 400 amino acids. Gene Ontology annotation, cellular component: early endosome membrane; Golgi membrane. NCBI's taxonomy places the organism in Eukaryota, Metazoa, Chordata, Leptocardii, Amphioxiformes, Branchiostomatidae.